Messenger RNA from Larimichthys crocea (large yellow croaker), 2907 nucleotides. RefSeq names its product tetratricopeptide repeat domain 39B (gene ttc39b). The transcript has 19 exons. Lineage: Eukaryota; Metazoa; Chordata; Actinopteri; Sciaenidae. Gene Ontology annotation, molecular function: protein binding. The record is from RefSeq and is a predicted model, not a curated record. The coding region runs from base 240 to 1982 and encodes 580 amino acids.
UUCAGUGUGAACCGUUUUCUCUGCACGGAAGAGACCGGAGGAGGACACGACCGAGACCAGGACGAUCUCCAGGACUGAGACCACUGAACAUCUGGGCGGGUUCAGUCUGAUCUGUGAGCAGCUGCACGGCGGCGUGUGUGUGUGAGUGUGUGUGUGUGUGACAGAAAAUGGGAUCGUGGUUCUCCUGAUAGGGAUACAGCAGCAGCGGACGUGAGGGAGGACAGUCACCGGGUGCAGACAUGGCCCACGUAGGCAACGGAGCGACCGCCGAGGAGGAGGACUGUUUUGAAGACGCGUACGACCGGAUACCUGCGGCAUGUCAGAUGGACCUGCAGACUGCCAUCCAGGAGACUCAGUGCGCCCUGAAUCUGGUCCUCAACAACAAGUUCUCUGAAGCCCUGGACCUCCUCAAACCAUGGUGGAAGGACAGCAUGUACCACGCGUUGGGUUACAGCAGCAUCCUGGUGAUGCAGGCGACGAUGACCUUCGAACACAGAGACAUCCAGGCUGCCAUGGCGACCAUCAAGGAGGCGUUACACACCUGUCAGAGGUUCAGGAAGAGGAACUCUGUGGUCGGCUCUCUCUCCAGUCUGAUCAGCAAACAGUCCAACCUGCAGGAAGAGGAGAUGCAUGCUGAGAUCUGCUACGCUGAGUGUCUGCUGCAGAAAGCCACGCUGACGUUUGUUCAGGAUGAGAACAUGAUCAGUUUCAUCAAAGGAGGCAUCAAGAUUCGAACAAGCUACCAAAUAUACAAGGAUUGUCAGAAUGUGCUGAAUGUCACUCAGGACCUGGCCGGCCAGUCGGAUUCGUUCAGACAGUUUGAGGGCGGAGUCAAGCUGGGCAUCGGAUCUUUCAACCUGAUGUUGUCCCUCCUCCCUCAGAGGAUUUUAAGGUUGUUGGAGUUCAUUGGAUUCUCAGGAAACAGGGGCUUUGGUUUAUCUCAGUUAAGAGAGGGAGCCUCCAGUCACAGUUUGCGGUCGAUCCUCUGCGCUCUGACUCUGCUUUUCUACCACACAUAUGUGUCACUGAUACUUGGAACUGGAGAGGGGAACCUGGUGGAGGCUGAAGCUCUGCUGGAGCCGUACCAGCAAAAAUACCCCAAAGGCUCCAUCAUCCUCUUCUACUCUGCUCGCAUCGCCACACUGCGAGGAAACUUCGAGAAGGCCAGGGCGAGGUACGAGGAGUGUAUCAGCAGCCAGCAGGAGUGGAAGCAGAUCCAUCACCUUUGUUACUGGGAGCUGAUGUGGACUCACUCCUACCAGCAGGAGUGGCAGCAGGCGUACCGCUACGCUGACCUGCUGUGCAAGGAAAGCCGCUGGUCCAAGGCGAUCUACGUAUACCAGAAGGCCGCUAUCCUCAGUAUGAUGUCCGAGGAGGAAGCGAAGAAGACUGGAGAGGACAUCGUGGAGCUCUUUAAGCAGGUGGAGGGGCUGAAACAGCGCCUGGCAGGAAAGUCAAUCCCAACAGAGAAGUUUGCAGUGAGGAAGUCCAGACGCUACAAAGCUGCUAACCCCGUCCUCCUCGUCAUCCCUGCACUGGAGAUGAUGUACGUCUGGAACGGUUUCACCAUCGUCGGGAAGAGAGCCGACAGUACCGAGUCCCUGCUGGUUACCAUAGAGACGGCUGAAGAGCAGCUUCGCAGCGAUCCUAACCCGUCAGAGUUUCAUCCAGACGACAGCUGCCUGGUCCAGAUGUUGAAAGGACUCUGUCUGAAACACCUGGGCCGGUUACUGCAGGCCGAGCUCUGCUUCACACAGGUCCUGUCCAGUCAGAGUCGUAUCAGAUAUGAUCACUACCUGAUCCCCUUCACGCUCUAUGAGCUGGGUCUGCUGUACAAACAGCAGGGAGACUUCACCAAGGCCACCGCGUACAUCGAAAAUGCCAAGAUGAACUACAAGGACUACUCCAUGGAGUCCAGACUGCACUUCAGGAUCCACGCAGCCCUCAACAGCCUCAAAGGUUCACCUGUCGGGACUCCGUGACGCUCACCUGGAAACAACAGGAUGAAUCCUCACAGUGGAGUAAUGAAGACGUGUAGGUGUGUCGGAGUUUAAGAUCACAUGUCCACCACGACUCUUCCUCUACUUUGCUAGCGACCUUGUAUUUUAUUUUAUUUUAUUUUAUUUUAUUUUAUUUUAUUGUCCUUAUUUAUUUUUUCACUUUGCGUGGACAGAUGAGAUUAUUGAAGCGUGCGCGUCUUCUCGGACACACUCGGGCUUCCUGUCAGUGUCAGUGAGAUUAUAUUGGUAGAUGAAGAGCCACGGUUCAUAACGUUAACGAACUCCUUUUAUUGUCAGUGAGGAGAGUUUGAAGGAACGAGGUGUGACUUUAUAUUUCACACUGACAUCUGGUGGUUAACAUGGGUACUGCUCCCAACACAUCCUCCUCCCCGGACUCGAAGCUCAUGCAGUGACAUGCUCAUGACACAGCACGGUCCAUUUUCAGAUUGAAUACAGCAGAUAUGUCACAUAAUGUAACACAGAUAAAAGCACAAGGUGAGGAAGAUCGUCUGUACAACGAGUUAUUAACGAGUUAUUUAACCACGGCGGUCCAACGAGACUCCAGCACAAACAAAGAGCAUGAAUUAAAAAGAAAGUACAAGCCAAUUCUGGAUGUUCGGUUGCAGUUGGUCGACUCCUCGACCUCUGCCAACACGCUGAGCGUCUCGUCUCAACGAGUCCUGAAGUCAAACAUUUCCACGUCUGACACCAACAAACAAAUCAGUGUUUGUAUCACGACACAUCACUGACUGGAGGUGUGUGUGUGUGUGUGUGUGUGUGUGUGUUGUGUUUUUUUUUUACUGCCUUCUUUUGGUUUGAUUUCCUAAUAAUGCAUCACACUACACGUGCAGACACAAUCACAGCCUUGGCACGAACCGUGGCUUAUAACACACACACACACCACACA